Drosophila santomea is the source of this 1477-nucleotide messenger RNA. RefSeq lists its product as uncharacterized. The record is from RefSeq and is a predicted model, not a curated record. The transcript is spliced from 2 exons. NCBI's taxonomy places the organism in Eukaryota, Metazoa, Arthropoda, Insecta, Diptera, Drosophilidae. The coding region runs from base 680 to 1477 and encodes 265 amino acids.
AUUCAUUCGCAUUUUUCCGUCUCCCAUCUAAGCGUCUUUCCGUGUGAUUUUUUUUAUAUUCCCACAUAGCGUCAUGAAUGUACGUAUACGACCAAAAUACUAGCACACCAGGUGAAGUUUUUCGGUACGAAUUUAAACAAAUAGUAUUUUGAAUUGUAUGCCUGUGCGAUGAGUUUUGGUUUCUUUUCACAACACAAUCUUAUCUAAAAACUACGGUAUAUGCCUUUCGGUACUAGUUUAAACAAGUUUCUGCUUAAAUUCUGAAUUCUAUGUUUUUAUACUGGUAAAGUGUCAUUCAACUUAGAUUGUUAAAGUAACGAGAAGUUGGUUUAGCGAUUAAGUUGGCAGUUUGGAGGUUUCUUCCCCACAAAAAAAGAAAACGUCGUCAUUCGUCACUUGAACCUCGAAAUAUAUUCACGCACAUAAUCAGUGCUCCGAAAGCUUGGAGAUUUAUAAUUCUUAUUUAAUUCGGUUGAAAUUUAUCGCAUUUAUUUGCUGUAUAACUUCGAGCAAGGCGUUGGUGGUCGGUGAUAGUUGUUUAAUAUUAUUGUGCUACAAAUUAUUAAAGUUUUGGAGUGUCGCGUACAGUUAUCUCUUCCACUUAUUGUGCACCCAACCAGACUGGUGGUAUUAGUCAUUGGUUUGCUUGCUUUGUACACUUGCCUACAUAGCUUUGGAAAUGUUGAUCUGCUGUAUUGAAGGCUGCGAACUAAACAAUUUGAUUUCCGAUGACGAGCAUGUGAGGUGCUGGUUGUGUGACGAAUAUGCCCAUGCAAAGUGCGCGGGCAUAACUGACAGUAUAGUGGAAAUGAUUGAAGAAAGAAGUGGACUCAAGUGGACCUGUGAAAACUGCAGAGUGAUCAAAUCUCAGAUGGGAAGAUUUAUGAAGCAAACGCGUACGGAAAUUACCGAACUCUUUAAGGAAAUUAGAGCCGUGCAUGACAAGUUGGCGAAGCUGGAAUCGCAUCUUACAUCUCUAGACCCUCAACUGCCAGCUGAGGACGGUGCCUUAAGCUCUAACCAAUGUAAAAUCCCACCACCCACUUUCGCGGGUACUAAUGACGACAAAGAAGUAAAAGAUUCCAAGUCAUCUAAUUUUAUACACAAUGCUACGGGUAUGCACCUAGUGAAAAUAUGGCAUCAUAAUGCGGCUCCAGUGGUACUACCGCUACAACCGGAUAUUCUUAAAGCUGUUACUCCAAUGAAGGCUGUGUUCGUAUCUAGGCUUAUAACUUCAACUACUGAAGAUGCCCUUAAGCACUACAUUAUUGCCAAACUCUUUUAUCCGAAUCCCGAUGACAUCAUCGUCAGAAAAAUAUAUAAUAAGCAAAGACGAAAAAUUGCAUCGUUUAAAGUGAUGGCGCCCGAUUCCAUAUAUUACAUGAUUUUAAAUCCGGGAUUUUGGCCUGAACAUAUCAUUGUGCACGAGUUUGUCAAAAAGAGCUUCCUUCAAACCAAUGUAGAAUUUACCAAUUAA